AUGAUACAUUUAUCUUCCGACCUUGGGCCGAAGGCCUGUGUGGGCACGUUUCUUUUGAGCUCGCUAUUCCUUACUACUUCCUACAAUACCACAUUCGCUUUUGACCGCCCCGUCAGUACAUCUGUUCUGGUCUGUUUCCUUACCGGGAUUACUUUACUAGUAUGGAGUCGGUUCGUUUCAUUGGGGUCAUCGCCAUCCUCGCCGAUAAGUAAACGACCAGCUAUUCCUCUCGCGGAGCAAUUUGAGCUUCCUUCCCGUGUAUCGACCUCAUCUUUCUCACUGGGCGAUGGCGAGACUCGCCCUCGGCUACGGUUUCAAUCGUGGUGGAUAAAGAUAGGUCUUUUUAUGGGGUUGUGUGGUUUGCGCCUUGAAUCAUUCCGCCAGGUAACUCGGAAUCCCGAAUGCGCGCCUGCUGGAUACGCUUACGCUAUUCCUUUCGUGAUUUCGCUCUAUGACUACUGGCGCAACCAGCGACCGCGACAAGUAGACAGAUAUGUCCCCAUCCAACAAUUCGAAAAGCUGCCGCUGCAAGUGGUCUACUCUGUUUCCCGUCGGAGCUUCUAUUAUCUUACGCAAAGUCGCUCCAGAGGUUUAAUUGCAGCUGCGUUUUUGUCUAUUGGUGGGCUCUUGGCUUCAUCCUUCUCGGCUGGAACUCGGUCAACAUACAUCUGUCCCAUUGUGUUGCAUGGCGCAUCGCGACUACGAUCAUACAGGCUGUUCAACCUGGUUGCUGACUCUGUUAUACUUAUUAGUAUCACCGAGCUAUGUCGGAUUGGUUCUCAAUUUGAUGAUGCGCGCAGAAAACGAGCUUUGACAUGCCUUGGCGCUGGCCUCUUGGGUCUUUCCUUAGUCUGGAGUCUUUUAUCAAUGUUGGUACCAUUACCAGAUAGCUCUCCUGAACUUGCUGGUCAACCUAUGUUGGACCUAGAGUAUUCGCGCGGUGCUUUCAGCCAGUCUGUGUUGGUUGUGAUACUGGUCUUGUCGGCCUGGUAUAUGUUACCACAUUUCGAUAUCCUGGGAGUCUCAAUUAUUGGCGGUUUCAUGAUCGUAUACUUCUCCUCUGUAUCGGUCCUCACCGGGGUACAAUCGUCCUUCCCAUUCAUCUCCCUAGCUCAUGCUGUCCUCCCGUUCGCUAUGUCGCUUACGGGAGCCCUCCUAUUUCUUUUUGCGCGAGUGGUUCAUGACGAAGAGCCGAGAUUAUACCGCACUAACGUUGCCAUGCAAAUAUUGUUCGCCGUGCUAUGUGGAAUUAGUCUCGUUUUUGCAGUGAGCAAUCAUAGCCUUGUUGAUAGACAUCCGAUUGAGUUCCUCAUCAACAAUGGCAAAAUUCAGCAUGAGAACUAUCUCGCUCAGGCAGCUAUGAGCAGGAAUCUCGGAGAUGCUGUUACCGAAUACCGGAGGCGAUAUAACCAGCAUCCACCACCGGGCUUUGACGAAUGGUAUCGAUAUGCCACUAACCGAUCAUCAGCUAUCAUUGAUGAUUUCGACCAGAUACACCAUGAUUUACUUCCCUUCCGAGCCCUGGCCCCGGAGCACAUCCGUGCAAUGACGCACGAACUGGCCACCAACCCUUUCAAUGAUCUCGGUGGUAUCAUUAUUCGCAACGGCACGGCCAUGGUGCAAGAAGGCAUCAAACCGACUCAUGCGUGGAUGGUGCAGGGUGCCGCGGAUAUGAUGAAAGAUUUCGCCAAAUAUCUCCCAGAUAUGGACUUGGUUUUCAAUCUGAAUGAUGAACCACGUGUUGCAGUUCCUUGGGAGAAGAUCUCAAUGCUGAACCGACAGACCGAAAUGCAAGAAGUGAUCCCUCAAGAGCGCCUGGUGCAGACUUGGUCGACAAACAGAGAAGAGGGCUGGGCCCCGAUUGAACCAGCCGAUCAAACCAACAUUACCGUAUUCACCGACGGAGCGUGGAGGGGCAUUUUCGACCCUUACGUGAGCGCAGUCUGCCCACCUUCAUCAAAGGCUCGAUCUCAGCGAAUCUGGAAUCGUCGUGAAACCUGUCUAUCCUGCAUAGCUCCUCAUUCUAUGGGCCAAUUCCCCCUCGAUUACAACAUCGCCUCUGAAAUCUGCCACCAACCAGACCUUGCCUUUCUCCACGGUCUUCUAAUCUCCCCAGCCUCAUUUAAGGUGUCACAGGAACUCAUCCCGGUAUUCAGCCAGAGUGCUAUAACUGGGUUUAACGACAUCCUCUUCCCAAGCCCAUGGAACUACAUCGAAAAAGCAAAAUACGAACCCACAGACGAACACCCAGAUCCAGAAUACAGCCAAAAACAGAACUCCCUCUACUGGCUCGGCAGCACAUCAGAAGGCAUCAGCCGUUUCGGCGAAUGGAAAGGAAUGCCCCGCCAGCGCUUCGCCCACCUAAUAAACAACAACACAAACAACAAAGUCUCCGUCCUCCUCCCAACAGACUCGAACGAAAACUUCUUCCGCUACAAAAUAAUGGACGGCAACGCCCCAACCUCAAACCUACAUCUCCAAACCGCCGUCCACCUCGCCAACCCAAUCGUCCGCUGCGAGGACUGCGCUGAACAAGCCGCAGAAUUGGGUACCGCUGGCUGGGCAGACUUCCAAGCACACUGGUCGCACCGCUUCCUCUUCGACCUCGACGGCGCUGGAUUCAGCGGCCGUUUCCUCCCCUUCCUACACAGCCACAGCCUACCUCUCAAAACGGGUCUGUUCCGCCAGUGGUUCGACUCCCGUGUCACUUCGUGGAUGCACUUCGUUCCUGUUGAUAUCCGUCUUCAUGGGCUGUGGAGUACGCUUGCGUACUUUGCGGGCGUGUCUGCUCCCGAGAGUCAGGUGCGAAUGAAGGCGCAUCAUCGAGAGGGGAAAUUGAUUGCGGAGGAAGGGCGGGAGUGGGCGGGUACGGCGUUGAGAAAGGAGGAUAUGGAGAUUUACUUCUUCCGGCUGCUUCUGGAGUGGGGGAGGCUUACGGAUGAUCAGCGUGAUGUUCUUGGGUUUGGGUAUUGA
This is a messenger RNA of Penicillium vulpinum, 2973 nucleotides long. Its product is annotated as putative capsular associated protein. The record is from RefSeq and is a predicted model, not a curated record. NCBI's taxonomy places the organism in Eukaryota, Fungi, Ascomycota, Eurotiomycetes, Eurotiales, Aspergillaceae. Bases 1 to 2973 code for a protein of 990 amino acids. The transcript is spliced from 7 exons.